Betta splendens (Siamese fighting fish) is the source of this 2815-nucleotide messenger RNA. It is a transcript of the gene wscd1b, whose product is annotated as WSC domain containing 1b. The record is from RefSeq and is a predicted model, not a curated record. Lineage: Eukaryota; Metazoa; Chordata; Actinopteri; Anabantiformes; Osphronemidae. Bases 500 to 2236 code for a protein of 578 amino acids. The transcript has 9 exons.
UCGCGCGCGCGCAGACGCGCAACCACAGUGCUUUAUAUUGCCGUGCCAGUCUUUAAAAAAGCGCCUGAAAGCAGCACUGGCUGGCUGAGAGAUAGAGAUGGGAGAGAGAGAGAGGAGGAGAGAGAGGGGGAGCUUAUAUAACGGCCGCUCUGGGAAAUACUGGCGAGCCGGAAGGUGAAGGGGGACCUUCGCUCCACAAUACGUGGGGAAAGCAGCGGUCGCAACGACGGAAGGACACAAGGAUGCCGCUCGCACCUCUCCACCGCUGAAGUGCCUCAGCGUUUCCCUCCAAGGAUCAUCCAGCAGUCAGUGACCACAGCUUCGGAUAUUAAAUUCCUCUGAGUGGUAACACAUUCAUUGUUCUGCUCCUGCUGCUGGACUGAGCUGCGAUGCAGGAACAAGAAACAAUAUCUACCCCAGUGCCAGAUGUGGUGUUUCCAAGAUUAUGAAGUUGUUACAGAUCAAUCUGCUUGAGGUGAGAGGCAGUAAACACUGAGGGAUGGUGGCGCCCCUCCACAAGCUGCACUGCCUCCUGAAGCGGGCCCAGAUGCUGCUCCUCUGUCUAGGCAUCGCCUAUUUGAUGGCGGGCAGCAUCCUGCUCCUGCAGCGCUCCAGCAUCAGGGUCCCCCAGUCGACUACGGCCGGCCUGCCACCCACGCUGUCGCUGGCUGCGCCCCCCACCGCCCUCAGGACGGCCGGCCUGGGCAUGAGGGCGCGCUCCAGAUGGGCCACCGUUCAGUCUGCGCCCGGUGGGGGAACCAAGGCGGGGCGGCACUGGCCCGCUUCUCGGAGCCUCGGGGUCCAAAACUUGCAUCGCCGCUGGUUUCACAGCCUGGUGCCAGAAAGUCAAGAACAGAGAAGCUCCGUCCACACAAGCAGCACGCACAAAGGAACGUAUGUUGGCUGUUUUCUGCACAACGCCAGCGAUCAAGCCUUGGGAGGAACUGUUCUCUACGACCUACGCAAAAUGACCAGCGCUCUGUGUCAGGACACCUGCUCAGAAAGUGGGUACCAGUUUGCAGGUCUGGAGUACGGAGCUGAAUGCCACUGCGGGAACAGGAUUAGUAGUCCACAGGCUCCCGAGGAGGAUUGUAGCCUGGUGUGCCGGGGCGAGAGGGGGUCCCCUUGCGGCGGUGUGGGACGACUCUCCAUUUACAAGGUGGAGGAGCAGCUGCCGGGUCACAGAAAAUUCAGAAACAUUCACCACCGUGGAUGCUUCAAGGUCCCAAAGAGCGUCACCGGCAGCUUCCCCGUCUACGCCUUCCAGCCCAACCUGACGACACAGUCCUGCAUUGAGACCUGCACAGACAAGGAGCUCCCGCUGGCCGUGUUUAAGAGGCCCCGCUGCUUCUGCACGUGGACGUCAUCGCUCUUCAGCCUCAGCCAGCAGUCCGACGAGCAGCACUGUGUGGGAGCUGCUGACGCCAACAGCACCGGCAACGGCACCGGCACCGGCACCACCGCGCCCACGGACCUUUACCACGACCACUUCCAGGUGUAUCACACGCCGGUGCUUGACUCCAGGUGCAAGGAGAGGAUGUUUCUACCUCAUCGCUCCAGCUCCCUGGUGGCUCUUUCCAGUUUUCCCGGCGCAGGCAACACCUGGGUUCGGCACCUGAUUGAGCUCGUGACCGGCUACUACACUGGCAGCUUCUAUUUCGACGGCACGCUGUACAACCGAGGUUUUAAAGGAGAGAAAGACUACUGGAAGAGCGGCCGCAGCAUCUGCAUCAAGACUCACGAGAGCGGUCCGAAGGAGAUUGAGAUGUUUGAUUCUGCCAUCCUCCUGAUUCGGAACCCCUACCGCUCCCUCAUGGCUGAAUUCAACCGCAAGUGUGCAGGACAUUUAGGACACGCCACAGAUGGACAGUGGAAGAGUAAAGAAUGGCCCGAAUUUGUCUCUAGCUACGCCCCCUGGUGGGCAUCCCAUGCACUGAGCUGGCUGAAGUUUGGGCGCCGCCUGCUGGUGGUCCAUUACGAGGAGCUGCAGAGAGCGCUGGUGCCACAGCUACAUCUCAUCACGUCUUUCCUCAACGUCACUGUGACUGACGAGCGGCUGCUUUGCGCCCAGAGCAACCAGGAUGGGCAUUUCAAGCGCUCAGGGGCGCAGCAGCCUGCCUUCGACCCAUUCACUCCCAACAUGACCCAGAUGAUUGACGGGUUCAUUCACACCGUUGACCAGGCGCUGAGAGGCAGGAACUUUAGCAGGCUUCCAGAGGAAUACCUCCCCAGAUGAUGAUAAAAAGGACACACGUGUAGUUCUGGAAAUUAGUGUUCUAGCAGUGGUUUUGAGGAGAAAAUGUCUUUGCUGCUCUUUGAAAAGGUUUAAGAUGACCAGGCCACAAUUUGACAAAGCCAGACUCGCUGCACAGGACUGUGGAGUCACAGCAGAGCAGUGAAGGUCACUGGUCAUUAUAAAAUGGGAUGGCGAAUAGCGAUGAAAGCCUCAGGGGCUGGAGCCUGCCUCUCAGAGAAGCAAAUAUGACAAAUACUCGAAAAGAUUUGACAUGAUUUGUCGGCCUGUAGAGUUGGGAUUGUCCUGCAAAGAGCCAGGAUGGUUUCGUUUUGGCUAAGCAUGGGUUUUAUGGGAAUCUUUCAUUUGACUUGUACAUACAUACGCACUCAGAUGGAGAUGAUUAUUUGCUAACACGUCUGAUACAUUCACUGGUUGCUACAGAUCUGCAGUCUGAGACUUUUUUACUGAACUAAUGUGGCUGUAAAUGCAUUGAAAAGACUCUACGUUGAUCUGAGUGAUUGAAACUGUAAAUAAAGCUGUUUCUACAAGCACUUUAUUUCAUUAAAAGCAUUGAAUUUG